CAGACAGCGAAUGAUUUCUAGCCGGGAGCCAGUCGACCUGUUUUUUUAAGACGGCAUACAAUUUACGUCACGCGCAGAUACCUGUGCAGAUAAAGACACGCCUCUUUCCCCAAGGACAAUAGAAACUUGCUGAACUGGUUUCCAUGUUGGCGGAUGAAUUCCGUCAGUGCAGGUCGGAGGUGAAAGUUCACGACCCGACCGCCAUUUUGUGAAUCGAGGAAAGAGAAAAAAUCACCGAAGAUGUCCCGCGGAACUAGCGCCGGGUUUGACCGUCAUAUCACGAUAUUUUCGCCGGAAGGGCGAUUGUACCAAGUCGAAUACGCCUUCAAAGCAGUAAACCAGGGAGGACUGACUUCUGUUGCUGUCAGAGGAAAAGACUGUGCCGUUGUCGUCACCCAGAAAAAAGUCCCCGACAAGCUGCUGGAUGCAGAGACAGUGACUCACAUCUUCCCCAUCACCGACUACAUCGGCUGUGUCAUGACCGGCAUGAUAGCUGACAGCCGGUCGCAGGUGCAGCGGGCCCGGUACGAAGCCGCCAACUGGAAGUACAAGUACGGGUACGAGAUCCCGGUGGACAUGCUCUGCAAGCGGAUAGCCGACAUCUCACAGGUCUACACCCAGAACGCCGAGAUGAGACCACUGGGGUGCUGUAUGAUCCUGAUAGGUUACGAUGAUGAGCACGGUCCCCAGGUGUACAAGACGGACCCGGCUGGUUACUACUGUGGCUACAAGGCCACCAGCGUCGGAGUCAAGCAGACGGAGGCUAACUCCUUCCUGGAGAAGAAAAUCAAGAAGAAGGUGGACUUCACGUACAACGAGGCAGUCGAGACUGCCAUCACCUGUCUGUCCACCAUCCUGUCUGCUGACUUCAAACCCACAGAGAUCGAAGUGGCAGUGGUCGACGAAGGCAACCGCAAGUUCAGAGUGCUGACAGAAGCAGAAAUUGACCAACAGUUGGUGAGCAUUGCUGAGAGGGACUGAUGCUACAGGAUUUUGUACCAGUGAUCUAGAAGAAACAUACAUGUUCUAGUAGUUCAACUACAUAUAUAUACUCCAUGUAGGACGUUCUGAAGCAGGAAACUGUACACAACUUUUGUGCUUAAGUCCGGGGAUCUUUGUAAGACUUGUGAACAAAAUUUAUUGUACAAUAGAUUGACACUGGUAGUGUUGGUGUCUUCUUUUUCCUGCUAUGUCCACACCCUGGUUUCAGAUGUUACAGUAAGGCCAUGUUGAUUUGAAUAUGUGGAUGACAUCCACACGAGCAUGAAUUUUCAUCCGUUCCCAAAAAAGUCUUCUGGAGUUCCAAGAGGAUGUCAUCCAUAUAAUCAAAUCAACAUGGCCUAAAGGUAUUACUACAUGUAUGCCAGUCUGCUCUCUCAUUAUUAUAGAUAUUAUCUUCUCUGUUUCACACAUAUGUAUUAUUAAAACAUUCUCCACACCACCAUACAUAUGGACUGAGAAGUUAAGAAUGAUGCUCCUGAAACUUCAUCUUUAAUAACAGUAACUGUUGAUACCUUGUGGUUCGAUUCACUUGUAUGUAGACAAGCUAUGUUAGAUGCCAAUAAACAAACAUCUGGCACAGGCA
Branchiostoma belcheri (Belcher's lancelet) is the source of this 1585-nucleotide messenger RNA. RefSeq names its product proteasome subunit alpha type-6. The transcript is spliced from 7 exons. The record is from RefSeq and is a predicted model, not a curated record. The coding region runs from base 241 to 981 and encodes 246 amino acids. Lineage: Eukaryota; Metazoa; Chordata; Leptocardii; Amphioxiformes; Branchiostomatidae. Gene Ontology annotation, cellular component: proteasome core complex, alpha-subunit complex; proteasome core complex; nucleus. Gene Ontology annotation, biological process: ubiquitin-dependent protein catabolic process.